Molecule: messenger RNA, 2010 nt
Organism: Scheffersomyces coipomensis
Lineage: Eukaryota; Fungi; Ascomycota; Pichiomycetes; Serinales; Debaryomycetaceae
Exons: 3
Coding region: 1-2010 (669 amino acids)
Source: RefSeq, a predicted model, not a curated record
AUGAUUGAAGGACCUAUAUUCUCUACAAAUAGCCUUUUGGCUCAAAAUGCUGCUGAAUUCCCAGUCCAAGAUCCUACUAGAACUAAUAAUGAUCCGUUACCUGAUAAACUUAAUGAAAUUUCAAAUAUCAUAUUACUUGUUGACACCACAAUCAAUGAUAAUAAAGAGAAUGUAAUCUUUCCAGACAUUCCAACUAAGGGAGAUAUUUUACAUCAUAAUUUAGUAGGAGUAAAUUAUGAACAAUCACUGCAAUACUUAUUUGAUAAUGCUCACAAAUUCUCUGACUCAUCAAACCCUUUAACUGUUACCCUUCAAUUCAAAUUAGGUCUUGAAGAUAAUGGUACUUCAAUGACUGAUUUAUUAUUAAAAUCAAACCACUUAAAUCAAUUAGGAUGUUUCAAAUUUAAAAUCUAUAUCUUCAAAAUAGUUCCCCAUCAGAAGCCUGACCCUUUCAAGAUGCCUCCAUUACAUUAUUUCAAAAAUUUAAAGUGUAUUGGAUUCAGAUUUGACACUGAUAUUAUUAUGAAUACCGAUAUUGAAUUGUAUCAUAUAUUCGAGAAGGAAAGAGAUUAUUUCUAUAAAACAGUUAAUCAUCAUAUUCCAAUUACAAUUGAGUGGUUAACUGAAGAUCUUGAAGAAUUACAUUUAGGUCUUAAAAUAAGAUUACCUAAAAAGGAUGCUAUCAAUCUCCGGUUCCCAAAGUUGACUACACUUGAAAAUCUUUUAAAAGAGUUUCUUGAAUGUAUGUCAUCAAAUGGAAUUAAGACAGUCGAAAUGCCACUUGCUUCGUACGAUCAGUCGAUAUUGAGAUGGAGACCUCCAGAUUUUCCAGACGAUCCAGUAGAUUUUGAAUUCGAAUACGAUUUUGAAGAAUCGAAAAGAUGUGCUAAAGAAUACUCAAUACAAAACCCGUUGAAGGUCAAUAAUGAUCCAUUACCUGAUAAAUUUAAUGAAAUCUCAGAUAUUGUGUUGCUUGUUGACACUACAAUCAAUGAUAAUAAAGAAAAUUUAAUCUUUCCAGACAUUCCAACUGAAGGAGAUAUCUUAUACCACAACGCAGAAGGAGUAAAUUAUGAACAAUCACUGCAGUACUUAUUUGAUAAUGUUCACAAAUUCUCUAAUUCUUCUAAGCCAUUGACAGUUACUCUUCAAUUCAAAUUAGGUCUUGAAGAUGAUGGUACUUCAAUGGAUGAUUUAUUAUUAAAAGCAAACUUCUUGAAUCAAUUAGGAUGUUUCAAAUUCAAAAUUUAUAUCUUCAAAAUAGUACCAUAUCAGAAAGAUGAUCCUUUCAAGAUGCCUCCAUUACGUUAUUUCAAAAAUUUGAACUGUAUUGGUUUCAGAUUUGAUACUGAUAUAAUUGUGAAUAGUAUUGAUUGUUCUGAUAUUACUGAAAAGGAGGAAGAGAUAUAUUAUUAUAAAAAUGCCAAUCACCACAUACCGAUUAUGAUCGGAUGGUUGUCUGAAGAUCUUGAAGAAUUACAUUUAGGUCAUAAAGUGAGAUUACCCCAAAAGAAGUUUACAGAUCUUCGAUUUCCAAAAUUGUCAUCUCUUGGAGUUGAAUGUUAUGAUGCGAUUACAAAGCAUAACUUUAAUUUUUUUAUAUUAAAUCAUAAGGAUGUUAUAAAGAAGUUGAUGCUAAGAGACGUCGAUUUCUGGAUGUUUUCUGAAUUGAAAUUAUUAGAAGAGGUUACGUUUGUUGGUUACAGUAUCAUGUUUUCUUGGAAUAUUAGACGACUUACUUCAAUUAAAAAUAUUUAUUGGUAUGGAAUUUUUAACAUUUUUGGUAGUUUUGAAGGAAAUUUAGAUUGCAGCAAUGUAUUUCAUUUUCUGAUUUUCCCACAACCAAUAAUGAAUAAAACUGAAGAAGCUGUAUGUCUUGAAGCGAUUGCAUCAAAUGGUACUCGAAGUAUUCAAAUUCCAUUUCGUUCGCAUCAUGCUUGGGUUUUGGGAUGGUCUCCUUUGAAUCUUCCUUCUACACCAGUGGACUUUCAAUUCAGAUACGACUUUUGA